GGCAGACAAUCCUCUAACACCCUCAGAUCGCCGCCAACCUAAUUCAUCGUUCCAAGCYGCCCUCCUCUUGUCGCCUAUUGGAACUCGGUGGCCAUCUCAAAUCUUUCCCGUAAAUCCUCCCUUCUAAUCUUCAAGGCCGUUGUGUAUCACAUCAAUCGGAAAACGAAAUUAAUCCUUCUUGCUGUUCUCAAGCGAUCCCAGGUGUUUACAUMUGCUAUUUUGGUUAAGCAUUAUGACAAAGUUCAGGAAGCUCAAUCGUCCUACUGGUCAUCGAAUGUCCAUGCUUAGGACCAUGGUCUCUCAGUUGGUGAAGCACGAACGCAUAGAAACUACUGUUGCCAAGGCAAAAGAAGUACGUCGUCUUGCUGAUAACAUGGUGCAGCUUGGGAAAGAGGGAACCCUUUUUGCUGCGAGGCGUGCUGCUGCUUUUGUGCGAGGAGAUGAUGUUAUUCACAAACUAUUUACAGAGCUGGCUUACAGAUACAAAGAUAGGGCAGGAGGGUAUACACGAGUGCUUCGAACUCGGAUUAGAGUUGGUGAUGCCGCACCAAUGGCGUAUAUAGAGUUCAUAGACAGGGAGAACGAGCUUAGGCAGUCAAAACCCCCAGCCCCACAACCAGCUGAAAGGCCACCGUUGGAUCCCUGGACAAGGUCUCAGCUUAGCAGGAGUUUSGCACCUCCUAAACAAGUCAAAACCUCCGAAGCAGAGGAUUGAAUAAAAAGGGGUAUUGAAAACACUUAAAAAGAGUUUUUGUAGCGACAUUUUAUGGCAUCCGAAUAUUUCAUUUUGUUCCGCACGGAAGUUUCAUGAGUCCAGUUCUGCUGAUCUGCUCAUGUUGAAGGCUGAAAUAAAAUGAAAUUUAAAAUUUUGAAUGGC
This is a messenger RNA of Cynara cardunculus var. scolymus (artichoke), 877 nucleotides long. Its product is annotated as 50S ribosomal protein L17-like. Gene Ontology annotation, biological process: translation. The transcript is spliced from 7 exons. Gene Ontology annotation, molecular function: structural constituent of ribosome. Gene Ontology annotation, cellular component: ribosome; large ribosomal subunit. The coding region runs from base 233 to 715 and encodes 160 amino acids. NCBI's taxonomy places the organism in Eukaryota, Viridiplantae, Streptophyta, Magnoliopsida, Asterales, Asteraceae. The record is from RefSeq and is a predicted model, not a curated record.